AUGAAUUCCCCCAGGCCGGAAGCUUUCCUCACGCAGCACAAGAACCCCCUAAUAUUCCAAGCUUUUGAAUGGAAUAUCCCGGCCGACUAUCAGCAUUGGAACCGUCUGUGCGACAUUCUUCCGUUCUUGAAAAAAAUUGGAGUCAGCUAUAUGUGGAUCCCUCCGGGAUGUAAAGGCAUGGAACCAGGGCAGAAUGGGUACGAUAUUUAUGAUCUCUAUGACAUUGGGGAAUUUGAUCAAAAAGGGGCAAUUGCCACUAAAUGGGGAACAAAGGCAGAGCUGCAGGGCUUUGUUCAAAAAGCUAGCGAAACUGGCAUCCGGAUUGUAUGGGACGCUGUCCUUAAUCACAAAGCUGGAGGCGAUAACAAGGAAACAUGCUUAGCAAUGCGAACAAGCUCUAGCAAUCGGCUUAUUGACUGCGAUGAGGAGCCCAGAGAAAUCGAAGCUUGGCUUGGGUUUGAGUUUCCUGGCCGUGGAGAUGUGUACAGCGCUAUGAAAUACCACUGGCACCACUUCAGCGGCGUAGACUAUGACCUUAAAACCGGGACCAAGGCUAUUUUCCGGAUUACUGGGGAUAAUAAUCGCAGUUGGGCUACCGACGUGAGCAAGGAGCGAGGGAAUUACGACUACCUUAUGUUUUCAGAUGUGAAUUUCUCCAAUCCUGAUGUAAAGGAAGACGUUAAGAACUGGAUUCAAUGGCUUUAUCGUCAGAUUCCCAUUGGCGGCCUUAGACUGGACGCCGUGAAGCACUAUUCCCGAGCGUUUUUAAUGGAAUUUAUCCUUCAUAUUAAAGACAAAAUUGACCCUGACUGGCUGUUUUUUGCCGAGUACUGGACCGAUAACGUCUACGAGCUCAUGGGAUAUUUAGAGCGGAUGAAAAAUCUUGUGAUGCUUUUCGACGUCCCAUUAACCCAUAACAUAUCCCGAAUUUCGCAAGAAGACGGCGGCGAUCUUCGGCGACUAUUCAACCAGACUUUAGUUCAACACCUCCCCGACUACGCAGUGACAUUUAUCACCAAUCACGAUACACAAGCCGGACAAUCUCUAGAACUUCCUGUAGAACCGUGGUUUAAGCCACUUGCUUAUGCUUUAGUUCUCCUCCGAAAAGAGGGAUUACCCUGCCUCUUUUACGGUGAUUUGUACGGCACUCAGGACAGCGCCUUAAAUGCCCCGGAACCCCCGGUUGCCAAUCUAGCAUUAAUGGCAUUGGCGCGCCGACUCUAUGCUUACGGGCCCCAAAGAGAUUACUUCUCAAAACACUGCGUAGGUCGGUUUCCGCUUCCCAGCAUGUCCCUCGAAAACCAAUCCUAA
Ophidiomyces ophidiicola is the source of this 1311-nucleotide messenger RNA. RefSeq lists its product as uncharacterized. Gene Ontology annotation, biological process: carbohydrate metabolic process. Lineage: Eukaryota; Fungi; Ascomycota; Eurotiomycetes; Onygenales; Onygenaceae. The coding region runs from base 1 to 1311 and encodes 436 amino acids. The transcript has 6 exons. The record is from RefSeq and is a predicted model, not a curated record. Gene Ontology annotation, molecular function: calcium ion binding; hydrolase activity, hydrolyzing O-glycosyl compounds.